UGAUCAGUUUCAUGAAGAAAUACAAGAAUUGGCAAAAGAUUUAUUUAUAGAGUUGUCAUUUAAAAGUCCUGAUGCUACUUGGUUGUUGCUGCAUGGUAUUGUGAAAGACCAUUCAAAAAUCAUUUAUCAUUACAAAGAAAAAUCAUCAAAUGAUUCAUCUGUUGUUCUAUUAGACGAUAUAGAUUUUCCCGAUUAUUUUACUAAAUCUUCAAAUAACAAAAAUAAUUUUUCAAAAAAUGCAAACUAUAUAUUGGAAUUAAUUCAAUAA
Molecule: messenger RNA, 268 nt
Organism: Entrophospora candida
Lineage: Eukaryota; Fungi; Glomeromycota; Glomeromycetes; Entrophosporales; Entrophosporaceae
Source: the annotation of a GenBank genome assembly